CAAUGAAACCAUCGUCACUUUCCAAAAUGUUUGCUUUGGUGUUGUUGUGUGCUCUGGUGUCCUCGAGCCACGGUGCCCGAAUCCUCGGGGUCUUCAUGACCCCCAGCUACAGCCACCAGGUGGUCUUCCAACCCAUCUGGAAGGAAUUAUCCCUGAGGGGACACCAAGUGACCGUUCUGACGCCCAACCCACUCAACGACCCCACUCUAACGAAUCUCACCGAAAUUGAUUUAAGCUUCUCGUACAAAACAUGGGAUAAUUACAGCAUCGCCACACUGGGGACCAAAGAACAUUCAACAAGCGAAGAAGUGAAGAAGCUGUCAGAGGCGUAUCUGGCCGUAAGUGAAGUCCAGUUGAGUCAUCCAGCAGUGCAAGAAUUCCUCCAAAACAACACGAAAUACCAGUUUGAUUUAAUCCUCGUUGAGUUUCUUUGGCCCAUAAUGUACGGCUUUAAAGACAUCUACAAGUGCCCAAUGGUCGGGAUUUCCUCACUCGGACUCACGGCAACGGCAAUGGAAGCCAUCGGAAACCCCAGCAAUCCGGCCCUGGAACCCGAAUUCACCCUCCCCUUCUCCACGAACUUAUCGUUCAAAGAACGCGUGAUUAGUACAGUGUUUAAAGUUCUGUUCAAAGUGGGUGCCCAAGUCUCACUUCGGCCGAAAAUGGAGAAACUCAAGCAAAAAUUUUUCGGUGAUGUGCGCCGAUUGGAAGUCAUAGCAAAGGACGUGAGCCUUGUCCUUGUCAACUCCAAUCUGGCCUUGCAAAACGUCAAGCCUUUGGUACCCGCUUUCGUCGAACUGUCCGGAAUUCAUUUGAAAAAACCCAAAAGUUUGCCACCAAAACUUCAGAAAUACCUAGACGAAGCCAAGGAAGGUGUCAUCUACUUCAGUCUUGGCUCCAAUGUUAAGAGCAAGUUUUUGCCGAAAGAACAGUUUGGGAAAUUCAUGAGUGCCUUCUCGGAACUACCUUACAAAGUCUUGUGGAAGUUUGAGAAAGAAGAUAUGGAGAAUAAGCCGGACAAUGUUGAGAUUCAGAAAUGGUUGCCACAGCAAGACCUGCUCCGGCACCCAAACAUCAAACUGUUCAUUACCCAAGCGGGGCUUCAGUCGCUGGACGAAGCCAUCCGGGCCCAAGUCCCCAUGCUCACAAUUCCCUUCUUCGGGGACCAGAGGUACAACAGCGACCAUUUGGUCCAGAGUGGAGGAGCCCUCUCGCUUGAUUUCCAUUCGUUUACUUCGAGCGAAUUUAAAGAGAAAAUCAGCGAACUUAUCACAAAUCCAUCGUACAAGGAGAAAAUUACAAAACUGUCAAAGAUAGCAAGCGAUCAGCCGAUGGAAGCUUUGGAAAAAGCCGUGUGGUGGAUUGAAUACGUUAUAAGGCACGAUGGGGCUGAACAUUUGAGAUACGCCGGUGUCGAUAUGCCAUUUUACCAGUAUUUCCUCCUAGACGUAAUUGCUUUUAUCAUAGCUACACUCGCCUUAAUAUUCUACGUCCUGCGAAGAAUAUUCAAGCACGUUGUCGUGUGCUAUAAAGUCGUCAAAAACGUACUCAAAUCACUCACGACGCUUAAGAGUCACACUGAAUAAUCGACCAAUCUCAACUAAUUCUAUUUAUUAAGCCUUAUAGGCUCCAUUUUUCUACUUCUCCCCUAGUAAAUAAAGUUUUAACACAGGAAA
Molecule: messenger RNA, 1676 nt
Organism: Tribolium castaneum (red flour beetle)
Lineage: Eukaryota; Metazoa; Arthropoda; Insecta; Coleoptera; Tenebrionidae
Product: UDP-glycosyltransferase UGT5
Exons: 3
Coding region: 3-1586 (527 amino acids)
Molecular function (GO): UDP-glycosyltransferase activity
Source: RefSeq, a predicted model, not a curated record